Molecule: messenger RNA, 440 nt
Organism: Meloidogyne enterolobii
Lineage: Eukaryota; Metazoa; Nematoda; Chromadorea; Rhabditida; Meloidogynidae
Source: the annotation of a GenBank genome assembly
AAAUAAUUUUUAGAUUUCAAAAAAUGAAUUUUGCAAUAAAUACAAACAAAUUUAAUUUAUGCCAUUUGCCCGUUACAAAUUCACAUUUCACAACAACAUUGUAUUUUUCUACUGCUUCUAAAACUCGAAAGGAUUAUUAUAAAAUUCUCGGAGUGUCAAGAGGUUCUACACCUGAACAGAUUAAAGAAGCUUUUUAUAAACUUUCAAAGAAAUACCAUCCAGAUGUGAAUCAAGACAAGGAGAAAGCUUCCAAAAAUUUUCACAAAGUUUCUGAAGCUUAUGAAGUUCUUGGUUCAAAAGAGAAAAAGCUAGCUUAUGAUUCAUUGAAUGCUGCAGAAAUGCCAACAAGAAUAUAUAAAACUACUUAUUCUCAAAAAACAAAAACAGAAAAAUGGGAAAAAGAUUGGAGUGAAUUUCAAAAUAUGAGCAGGUUUAUUUGA